UACUACCCGGCUUUCUUUAGACCGCCUGUUCCGCAGGUGGAAGCAGCCUUUGAAUUUGGACACCCCCGCUGUUUCCGGGCCGGCCAAUAAUAACGGCUCAAGCAGCUUUUCCUGCUCAUCGAAAACUAGAAAAACACAGCUCCUGCCUCAGGAAAGAGAAGCACUUCACACAGCUACCUCAGGACCACAGCUGCCUUCUGCCAGUGUUCACGAUUCAGUAUAUAUAAGCUACAGAAGCAUGAUUGACUCAACAAAUAUGACUUCGUCUCUCAACCACACUCAUCAUCUUUUUAUCCCAUCAGUCAACCAUUUCUUUAUGCUGGUCUACAGUCUGCUGUUUCUGGUGGGUUUACUGCUCAAUGGCUUCAUCCUAAAGUUUUACUUUCACCAAGUUCGGCAGCAGGCAUCCAGCAGCUUGAUGGUCUACCUUAAGCACCUGACAGCUGCUGACUUCCUGCUCUGCCUCUCUCUGCCAUUGCGGAUAAUCCACUACGCCAGCAGCUCUGGCAUUGUUUACAUACUCCACUGCAGCUUUGGAGCUACUUCCCUGUACCUCAACAUGUACGCCAGCAUACUGUUCAUGGGGUACAUCGCUGUUAACAGGUAUCUGAAGAUCGUCCAUCCUUCAGGAACUCACAUCCUGCAGACAGUACGGACUGCUCACAUCGUCUCCACGGUCACCUGGGUUUUUCUCCUGGCUCAAGCAAUUGCCUACAACAUAAUGUUUUUCAUCACUCACAAUCCUCUGACCUCUGACCGUUGCUACUGUGGGCACCUCUUCAGUACGUCAUUCAGCAUCCUUCAUAACACAUUUCAAAUCAGCUGCACCAUCAUCUUCCUCUUGGUCUUCGUAUGCUUGGUCUUCUUCUACUACAGCACCUCCCGCAGGGUGUUGCAGGCACAGCAGACACAGCUGGCCUCCUCUGAGAAGCUGGUGAAGUCUCGCAGGAACAUGUUGGUGCUGGUCAGCAUCUUCUGUGUUUGUUUUGUGCCCUACCACCUGGUUCGAGUUCCCUAUAGUUUUUUCUGGAAUAACCCUGUGGGUGGGGUGUUAUACUACCUGAAGGAAGUGGCCACCAUGGUGUCAAUUUUUAAUGUCUGUCUGGACCCUCUUGUUUACUUUUACCUCUGUAAGACUUUUCGGGCCCAGGUAAGAAAGAUGUCCAGGAGAGUCUAUGAUCCAACAAAGAGAAAGGGAGAGAGCAUCAAGAGCAGCAAGGCAAACCAGCGAGCUGUAAGGUAAACAGUUUCUGCUGAGUUCAGAGAUCAAUAUGAGGCUCAACUCAGCAAUUCAUUUGGAGGCGAUGACAUCAUGUUAUUUAAAAAAAAUUAUUUUCAAUAAAUUUGAAACAAUUUAAAGGAAACCUUUUCCAUCCUAUCAUUAAAAGCUAUUUUAUUUGUAAUAUUUUCGAGGUGAAAAGAAAACAAAUGAAUCAAUUUUGAAUGAGGCUAUAACGUGACAAAACGUGAACCACUCAGGACACUCUCUGGAUGCACCGAGACAACUGAACCUCUCUACUGCAGGCGUGGGUUAGUUUCAUCUUUCCACCUCACACUAACAUGUAGCGUAAACAAUCACACAUUUAUAUCUCACUUAAUAUCUUUCAUUUGUUUUUCCAAAACUUAGUCAAAAUUGAUAAAUGAUCACCAUGUUUUUCUUUAGUGUUUGUAUGCAAGUAAAAUGAGCCUUGUUCUUUGUGACCUGGAUUGUGUCGUUAAUCUGUGUCACACAGACUGACUUUAACUCUGUGGUCAUAGCGUCCUGUUUCUGAUGCGACUACAGGUUCUCAAGUUUUACUGAAGGGGUUGUUACCUUUAAAACACACA
Oreochromis niloticus (Nile tilapia) is the source of this 1827-nucleotide messenger RNA. RefSeq names its product G-protein coupled receptor 87-like. The record is from RefSeq and is a predicted model, not a curated record. Lineage: Eukaryota; Metazoa; Chordata; Actinopteri; Cichliformes; Cichlidae. The transcript has 6 exons. Gene Ontology annotation, cellular component: membrane. Gene Ontology annotation, molecular function: G protein-coupled purinergic nucleotide receptor activity. Gene Ontology annotation, biological process: G protein-coupled receptor signaling pathway. The coding region runs from base 239 to 1243 and encodes 334 amino acids.